This is a messenger RNA of Tauraco erythrolophus (red-crested turaco), 1623 nucleotides long. The record is from RefSeq and is a predicted model, not a curated record. Lineage: Eukaryota; Metazoa; Chordata; Aves; Musophagiformes; Musophagidae.
GCUUUGGAUAAUAUCCAUGAGUACCGACUGACUAGCUGGCUGGGACAGCAGGAGGACAUUCACCGCAUUGUACUCUACCAGGCAGACAGCACCCUUACUCCAUGGACGCAGCGCUGCAUCCGGCAGGCCGACUGCAUCUUAAUCGUCGGGCUGGGAGACCAGGAACCCACUGUUGGAGAGCUGGAGAAGAUGCUGGAGAACACUGCGGUCCGAGCCCAGAAGCAACUCAUUCUGCUCCAUAGGGAGGAUGGGCCUCUCCCUUCCCGCACCGUGGAAUGGCUCAACAUGCGGAGCUGGUGUUCCGCUCAUCUUCAUCUCCGCUGUCCGCGCAGAGUCUUUUCCAAAAGAAGCCUGCCCGAUCUGAUAGAAGUGUACAAACGUGUAUUCGAGAAACCGCCCAACCGGCACUCUGACUUUUCUCGCCUGGCGCGUGUUCUGACGGGCAACGCCAUUGCGCUGGUCCUCGGGGGCGGAGGAGCGAGAGGAUGCUCCCAAGUGGGAGUUAUCAGAGCGCUGAUGGAAGUUGGCAUCCCCGUAGAUAUGAUCGGAGGAACAUCCAUUGGCUCCUUUAUGAGCGCCUUGUACGCCGAGGAGCGCAGCUACAAUCAGAUGAGGAUCAAAGCCAGGCAGUGGGCCAUGGUUAUGAACUCAGUGUUUAAGACUAUUCUAGACUUGACGUAUCCAAUAACCUCGAUGUUUUCUGGAGCUACUUUUAACAAAAGCAUUAACAGCAUCUUCAAAGAUAAGCAGAUAGAGGAUCUGUGGAUUCCCUACUUCACUAUUACAACCGACAUCACUGCUUCAGCAAUGAGGGUCCACACGGAUGGCUCUCUGUGGAGGUACGUCCGUGCCAGCAUGUCCCUCUCUGGGUAUAUGCCUCCUCUCUGUGACCCGAAGGAUGGGCAUCUCUUGAUGGAUGGAGGUUAUAUCAACAAUCUGCCAGCUGACGUCGCGAGGUCCAUGGGCGCCAAGGUGGUCAUCGCGAUCGAUGUGGGCAGCCGGGAUGAGACAGACCUCACCAACUACGGCGACUGCUUGUCCGGCUGGUGGCUGCUCUGGAAGAGAUGGAAUCCACUGGCCGAGAAAGUCAAGGUGCUGAACAUGGCAGAGAUCCAGACGCGGCUUGCGUACGUGUGCUGUGUGCGGCAGCUGGAGAUGGUGAAGAGCAGCGACUACUGCGAGUACAUCCGGCCGCCCAUUGACCGAUACGGCACCGUGGACUUCGGGAAAUUCGAUGAGAUCUGUGAAGUAGGAUAUCAGCAUGGGAAAACCGUGUUCAACGUCUGGCGCAGGAGUGGUGUCCUUGACAAGAUGCUAAAAGACAGGCAGGAGACUUGCAAAUCCAAAACUGAUAAUGUGACCAGUCCCACCACCUCUUUUACGGACCUGGCAGAAAUCGUGUCCAGGAUCGAGCCCGUGAAGGCACCCGUGGCGGACGAUGAGUCAGACUACCAGACUGAGUACGAGGAAGAGGUUCUGGACAGCCAGAAGGACGAUUAUAUCGAUUUCGCAAGCAACCAGGUUGAAGAAGACUCUGACUCGGAUGAAGAUACACAGAUAAGAAGGCGCAGGAAUCUGCCCAACGCGGACAGCCAGGCAAGCAGCGCCGGAGGGCCAGGCUAG